Messenger RNA from Sorex araneus (European shrew), 4131 nucleotides. It is a transcript of the gene OSBP2, whose product is annotated as oxysterol binding protein 2. Gene Ontology annotation, molecular function: cholesterol binding. The transcript has 14 exons. The record is from RefSeq and is a predicted model, not a curated record. Gene Ontology annotation, cellular component: membrane; cytosol; intracellular membrane-bounded organelle. NCBI's taxonomy places the organism in Eukaryota, Metazoa, Chordata, Mammalia, Eulipotyphla, Soricidae. The coding region runs from base 22 to 2664 and encodes 880 amino acids.
GCGCUCGGGUCGACCGGCUCGAUGGGGAAAGCGGCCGCUCUGUGCCGAGGCGGCGGCGCCGGCGGCCGCUCCCGCGGGCUCGCGUCGCUCUUCACCGUGGUCCCCUGCCUGUCGUGCCACACGGCGGCGCCGAGCAUGAGCGCCUCCGCGCCCGGCCCGGGCCCCGAGCCCAAGCCCCCGCCGCGGCCGCCGGCCGAGCCCGAGGCGCCGUCCGAGCCGCCCGCCGCGCCGCCGCGCUCCGAGGCCGGGUCCGCGUCCGCCGGGGGCUCGGCGCCGCCGCUGGCCCUGGGCGCGGGCGUCGAGCCGCCGUCGGCGUCGGCGCCGGCGGCGGCGGCGGCCGGGAGCGUCGUGCACUGGACGAGGCCGGAGGGCAAGCCCCCGCGAUCGGGGCCCCGGGCGUCUCUGGAGGGGCCCGCCGCGGGCACCGGCGUGCCCGGCGCCGGCCCCGCGUUCCCGCUGCCGCUGGACAGCUUCAGGGGCUGGCUCCUCAAGUGGACCAACUACCUGAAGGGCUACCAGCGCCGCUGGUUCGUGCUCAGCAACGGCUUGCUCUCCUAUUACAGAAAUCGGGGGGAAAUGGCCCACACCUGCCGUGGCACCAUCGUCAUGUCCGCUGCCCACUUUGACACGGAGGACUCUUGCGGUAUCAUGCUGACCAGUGGGGCCAGGACCUACCACCUCAAGGCCAGCACGGAGGAGGAGCGGCAGCAGUGGAUGACCAGCCUGAAGCUGGCCAAGGCCAAGGCCGUGCGCAUGAUGAGCAGUCACUCAGAUGACUCUGGCGACGACGAGGAGGCCUCCUCGCCCGCGGACAAGAGCGAGCUCCAGCACACCCUCCGGAACCUCUCCCUGAAGCUCGAGGACCUGAGCACGUGCAGCGAGCUCAUCGGCAAGCAUGGCGCGGCGCUGCAGCGCUCGCUGAACGAGCUCGACGGCCUCAAGGUCCCGCAGGACAGCAGCGAGAAGCUGAAGGUGGUGAACGAGCGGGCCACGCUCUUCCGCAUCACCUCCAAUGCUAUGAUCAAUGCCUGCAGGGACUUUCUGGAGCUGGCAGAGACUCACAGCCGGAGAUGGCAGCGCGCACUGCAGUAUGAGCAGGAGCAGCGGGUGCACCUGGAGGAGACCAUCGAGCAGCUGGCCAAGCAGCACAACAGCCUAGAGCGCGCCUUCCGCAGCGCCCCCGGCCUGGCCGCUAACCCCAACAAGAGCUUCAGCAAGGGAAGUCUCUUAACUUCCAAAGGAGAGGACAGUGAGGAAGAUGAAGAUACCGAGUACUUCGACGCCAUGGAAGACGCCACAUCCUUCAUCACCGUGAUCACCGAGGCCAAGGACGACAGAAAAGCUGAGGGUGAGACAGAGACAGAUCCAGAUGACUGGAGCUCAUCAGACAAUGUGCUGGAUGGUGCCUCGCUUGUGCCCAAGCCCCGUCCCAAAGUCAAGAGACGCGUCAGCAUCCCCGACAAACCCAACUACAGCCUCAACCUCUGGAGCAUCAUGAAGAACUGCAUUGGCCGGGAGCUCUCCAAGAUCCCCAUGCCGGUCAACUUUAACGAGCCCCUGUCCAUGCUCCAGCGGCUGACCGAGGACCUGGAGUACCACGACCUGCUGGACAAGGCGGUGCACUGCACCAGCUCCAUGGAGCAGAUGUGCCUGGUGGCCGCCUUCUCUGUGUCCUCCUACUCCACCACUGUGCACCGCAUCGCCAAGCCCUUCAACCCCAUGCUCGGGGAGACCUACGAGCUGGACCGGCUGGAGGACAUGGGCCUGCGCUCCCUGUGCGAGCAGGUGAGCCACCACCCGCCCUCGGCCGCGCACUACGUGUUCUCGAGGCACGGCUGGUCCCUCUGGCAGGAGAUCACCAUCGCCAGCAAGUUCCGGGGGAAAUACCUCUCCAUCAUGCCUCUGGGUGCCAUCCACUUAGAGUUCAAGGGCAGCGGGAAUCACUAUGUGUGGAGGAAGAGCACCUCGACGGUGCAUAACAUCAUCGUGGGCAAGCUCUGGAUCGACCAGACAGGGGAUGUGGAGAUUGUGAACCACAAGACCAAGGACCGAUGCCAGCUCAAGUUCCUGCCCUACAGCUACUUCUCCAAAGAGGUUGCCCGGAAGGUGUCAGGCGUGGUGAGCGACGGCCACGGCAAGGCCCACUAUGUACUGUCCGGCUCGUGGGACGAGCAGAUGGAGUGCGCCAAGAUCGUGCAGAGCAGCGCCAGCAGCACCACCGUGGAGGGGAGGCAGAAGACGGUGUACCAGACGCUGCCUGCCAAGCUGCUGUGGAAGAAAUACCCGCUGCCGGAGAACGCGGAGAACAUGUACUACUUCUCGGAGCUGGCGCUGACGCUCAAUGAGCAGGAGGAGGGCGUGGCGCCCACCGACAGCCGCCUGCGGCCCGACCAGCGGCUGAUGGAGAGGGGGCACUGGGACCAGGCCAACAUGGAGAAGCAGCGGCUGGAGGAGAAGCAGCGCAUCUCGCGGCGUCGGCGGCUCGAGUCCUGCUCCCAAGGCUGCGGCUCCGAGGAAGCAGAAAAGGAGACGGAUCUGUACACGCCGCUGUGGUUCGAGAGGAAGCUGGACCCGCUGACCGGAGAGAUGGCCUUCAUGUACAAAGGUGGCUACUGGGAGGCCAAGGAGAGGCAGGACUGGCACAUGUGCCCCAACAUCUUCUGAGCACCGCCCCUUCCUGCAAAUAGAGGUGCCUGCACAGCCUGGUCCACCUUUUCUUGAACGCACCACUUGAGUACUCCCUACCCGCCCCUCCCACCCUCACUCACACACACACACACAACUUUCCCCCUUCCGUUAUUGUUGUUAUUGUUUUUUAAGGACUUUUGAGGGGUUCCCACUGGGAAGGAAGAUGUGCCGAGGCUGGGUUUGCUCCGGCCUCCGAACCCCGUCAGGUACGGACUUGGGCCUCCUCUAGAGCCCAGCUUCCAGAAUGCAGGCCUGCAGGCCUGGGCCCCGGACUGCCCCUGUCACCUCCCCGCCCCAGGGGAAAAGCAGCCCCUCCUUGGGAGCCACGUUUGACUUUUUUAGGAGAACAAUCCCCGUUUCUUUCCAGCCAAGACGUUUAGUAAAUAUUUUUAGUACAGCACUUAGCAGACAACUUUCUAAGUGUGCUCUCUUGCCACGCGUGUGUCCUGGCAAGAGCCCUUUCUUUUUAAGACACGAGGAAUCCAGCCAGAACCCAAGGUGGGCGCCAUUCUCCAGCUUAAGGCAGCGAGCCCCGCCCCUCUUUGUAGCUGCCCACUCCCGAGGACCCGGGGACCCCUCAGAAAGGGACAGGCGGGCCUGCCCUGGCCCAGGAGAGCACAAGCCAGUCAUCUCUGACGCUAUUGCCCCACCCACUGUUGACAAGUGGGGGACAGCUGAGGGGCCCCCAGGCGGAGUGGAGGGCAGUAGCCCCUUGCCUUGAUUUGGCCAGGCAGGCCCUGUUUCCCAGACCCAAAGAGAACAGGGUUUGGGGCCGAACCUGCAGGUGCUCCCUUCUCCAGAACCAGGCCCCAAAUCAGCAAUAAUGAACAAAUUCUGGACUCCGCCAGGGCGGACCCAGAGGCUGUGUCCGUAUCCGGGCCUCGGCGGCUCUGGGACGCCCCAUACCACACCCUCUGAAUUCUUAUUUGCCUGAUUUAUAUAUAUAUGACAUAUAAAUAUAUAUAAAAAUAGCUAUUUUGCUUAAAUUUCUAUGGUAUGUGGAGUGAAAAAAAAAUUAUGAAGACAGGGCACGCCUGUCUGAGUUUGGCCCUCCUGUCAGCUGUGCCCUCUGCUUUUGACCCUCUUCCAGUGGCAUCUGCCACCAGUGAGGGGGCUGGGCCAUCGCGGCCACUGUCCCGGCCCCUCAAAACUCCCACUCCGAACCUUUCUGCUUCACUCUCGUCCUGAAAACUCACAGGGUUUUUCUUUCUACUCCAGAACUGAUUUUGUUUUUAUAAAAAAAAAAAAAAAAGAAAGAAAAAAAAGAAAACACUCAAGUGUGAAAUGCCUUAGGGUACCCCUGGAGGGAGUCAGUGUGGGCAGGUGGGAAAGUGGGGUGCCCCACCCCACCUACAGCAGAGUGGGGAAUGCAACUCUCUUUUCAGCACUGUUUGUGAGCCAGUCCCUACAGACUAGUAAUAAAAAAAAAUCUUUGGAUGUGGA